Messenger RNA from Malania oleifera, 1703 nucleotides. RefSeq lists its product as uncharacterized. Lineage: Eukaryota; Viridiplantae; Streptophyta; Magnoliopsida; Santalales; Ximeniaceae. Bases 1022 to 1465 code for a protein of 147 amino acids. The record is from RefSeq and is a predicted model, not a curated record. The transcript has a single exon.
AAAUUGAGUGAGAUGGUUUGAUUUCUUUCUUUUUCUAUUGACCUAAUUAGACAACAAAGUGGAAAGGAACACUCGCUUCCCUCCAUUUUUUUUUUUUCUCAAUUCCAGCCAAACACGAAACAAAAUGAAAGUGCCCUGAAACCCAUCGCCCUUACCCUCUCAUUGAACCUGGUAGCUCUCGCCUUGCCUGUCACCUUCCGCAGGUUCGCCGCCCCUCUCAUUGAACCUGGUAGCCCUCGCCUUGCCUGUCACCUUCCGCACGUUCCCCGCUAAAUCAUUGGGGCUUUAAUGCUCGGACCCAUCGGGGAAGAAGAAGGGAACGCACGAUCGCAGGGGAUGCAAUGCAUUGACGGCCGGGUUCAUGGAGUUUCCAUCAGACCAAUCUGGAAGGCGACGCGUGUGAGGCGAAAGCCAGUUGCAACCACAGAGGACGAAACCCAGAAACGGAAACACGGCUCCACCCGCAAAAGACAAACUCGCAAUUCUAUCUCAUUUUUAAUGCUCUGCUCCCCUCGCAUAUAAAACAGGGGAUGCUUAUCAAAAUCGCAGAUUUUUCUGCGAUAUUCGCUUUUAGGUCUCCGCGCCGUCCACAUAGGCUUGCCCUUUUCGUCUCUCUUUUCACUUGGUUAAAUCACCAGUUUUCGAAUUCCAAUCUUAUCCAGAACUUGAUUUUUCUUAUUCUGUGGAAAGAAGAAGAUUUGUAGCUGCAAUUCGAUUAGGGUUUUCUUCAAUUUGCGAAAAUUAUCAAUUUUCUAUCCUCCUCAAAACUUGUGUGUUUAUUUUAUUUUUCAGAAACGAGAAGCUCUACAACUGCAAUUCGGUUCCGGCUUUUCUUUAAUUUGCGAAAAUCAGCAGUUUUCGACCCUCAUUUAUUGUGGUUUGUCGAAAAAGAAGCUCUGUGAUUUGAAAAUUUACCAGUUUUCGAUCCUCCCCGCAACUCGCUUUUCGUGUUUAGUGGAAACAGUAACCCGGAAACUUAUUCGCGUCCUGGGUGGUUCACACAAGCAUCGAUUGAGCGGCAAUGGCGAUUUCGGGGUCUGGAUCGCACCCACCAGCAAUCAAAACCGAAGCCGAGUUCGUGAGAUGCGAGUCUUGCGGGUUCACGGAGGAGUGCACACCGGCGUACAUAGCUCGCGUUCGGGACAGGUACGGCGGGCGGUGGAUAUGCGGCCUUUGCGCCGAAGCCGUUAAGUACGAGGCCCUGCGGUCGGAACGGCGCAUCACCACGGAAGAAGCCCUCGACCGUCACAUCAACAUCUGCGACGAGUUCAGGUCCUCCGGAAAACCGUCGAGUUCGUCGGAGCACCCGAUUUCUGCCAUGGGGCGGCGGCUUCGGCGAUCCCUGGACACUCCGGCGAAGACUCUCCGGUCCAAUUCCAGCCGCGGGCUUGGCGGGAUCGAGCCGGAGGUUCAUCGUCCCAGGUUGCUUCGGUCCGGGAGCUGCUUCUCUGCUCUGUCCCGUUGAGCGAUGGAAAGGGUCUCCUCCAGUCUGAAUCCGAGGUAAAUAUGAGUUUCCAAGAAAUGUGGCGUUGAAGUUUGAAAUUUUGCGUCAAUAACUAUGGGUUUUAGGGUUUAAUUUAAACCCUAAAAAUCUUGCUUUUGAAUUUUGACAGAGGAAGAUGGGGGUUAAUUGAAAGUUGAAACAGUGAAGUGUAAUUUGAAGACUUCUUCAGUAUGUGUGUAUAAUUUUGUUCUUGUUUGUU